Molecule: messenger RNA, 2294 nt
Organism: Ictalurus punctatus (channel catfish)
Lineage: Eukaryota; Metazoa; Chordata; Actinopteri; Siluriformes; Ictaluridae
Gene: gsg1l
Product: gsg1-like
Exons: 5
Coding region: 547-1473 (308 amino acids)
Cellular component (GO): plasma membrane
Source: RefSeq, a predicted model, not a curated record
AGAGAGAAUGGUCAAAUACAAAAACAGGUAGAGAGAGAAAAAGAGAUAAAUACGUGAAAAUUGGAGGGACAGAGAGAUAGAAGAGACAGACAGCGACAGAGUGAAAGACUGAUAAAUGGAGGAAGAAAGAGAGAGGGAGAGAAACAAAAAGAUAGGGAAUCGUAAGAAAGAGUAUUUGAGAGACAAAGGAAGAGACAGGGAGGGAGAGAGAGAAGUCAGACAUGUAGGGAGUGCGAAAGGUGAAGAAAGAAAGGGAGGGAAUGAUAGAGAGAGAGAGAGAGAGAGAGAGAGAGAGAGAGAGAGAGAGCACACCGUGCGCGCGGUUAGAGCGGUCUCAUAUCUGCGCGCGCUCUUACUGAACUCACAUCUCCACGUUUCCAGCUUCCUACCGGAAAGUCGCGCGCGCUCCUCAUGCCCUUGAAGAGCACCGUUACUACCGCGUUAAACCUUUAACGCGUUGUUGAAUGAGCUCGCGCACGCUGUCUCUCCGUAUCCGGUCUGAACCGUCCCGCGCAUGAGCCCCGCGCGUUUAAUCUCUCGUGCGCCAUGAAGACGAGCCGGCGGUGUCGCGCGCUGCUCUCCGUGGGCUUGAAUCUGCUCGCGCUGUUGCUCUCGAGCACGGCGUUCGCCACGGCGUAUUGGUGCCAGGGCACGCAGCGCGUCCCCAAACCGAGCUGCAGCAAGGAGCGACGCCACCACUGCAUCGACUACGGAGCCAACGACACCGACCCGAGCAAAGUGCACUACAGCUGGGAGACCGGAGACGACCGCUUCCUGUUCCGCCGCUUCCACGCGGGCAUCUGGUACUCGUGCGAGGAGAACAUCCACAGCGCAGGUGAGAAAUGCAGGAGCUUUAUCGAUCUGGCACCAGCGUCGGAGAGAGGUGUCCUUUGGCUGUCAGUGGUCUCCGAGGUGCUAUACAUCAUGCUGCUGGUGGUUGGCUUCAGCCUAAUGUGCUUGGAGCUCUUUCACUCCAGCAACGUGAUCGAUGGCUUGAAGCUGAACGCCUUUGCUGCCGUCUUCACGGUGCUGUCAGGACUUUUGGGAAUGGUGGCUCACAUGAUGUACACCCAGGUGUUCCAGAUCACAGUCAGUCUGGGACCCGAAGACUGGAGACCGCACACCUGGGACUACGGCUGGUCCUUCUGCAUGGCAUGGGGAUCUUUCACCUGCUGCAUGGCCGCCUCCGUCACCACACUCAACUCCUACACGAAGACGGUCAUCGAGUUCCGGCACAAGCGCAAGCUCUUCGAGCAGGGUCUUCGUGAAGAACAAGCCUUCCUCGACCAAGAGGCCUUCCACUACUUCCAGGAUCGCUCUGUGCAGUCCAUCUCUAGCUCGGUGGACCUGUACCCAGGCCACAGCAACACCCAUGGCAGUGCAUAUAGCAGUGGCCGUGGGAAAAUACAUGCGCCUUCAACUUCCGUGGACAUGGCGGACAACGCGGAUUCUCUGGGAGAGGAGCAAUGCUGAGGAUGCCUACUCGCAAAGACCUUUUUAUGAUCUGAAUAUAUACCAACAUUGAGGAUUGCGAACUGCAUCUAAGAACUCUCCGGAAGACACGUGACAUUGUGAUGGACCUAUUUUCUUGGGGCGGGUAUAAAAAGUGGGUUUAUAUUUAAUUAUACAAACAAAGGUGAAAUAUUUUCUGCAUAUCUGAAAAGGAAGGAAAUGAAAAUGAUACUAAAACUGUGAUAAGAGCUUGGUAGUCAAUUGUGAAUUGAGAACAGGGACAGUUUCUGAACAUAGCUAUGAAAGGUGCACUAACACUGCCACACAAAUAACAAUGCAUUGGGUAUUAACAGGGUGCCUGCAGGUUUUUAUUUAAGUAGUCUGAAAUGACAUUUUACGGAUUUGCAGCCUGAAGUACUAAAUCGUCAAACUCAUCUCUAUAUUUUAAAAAAGUUUUUUCAUAUGCAAGUUACGUUGAGAUAACUUUUGAGGACAUUGUGAGGACGUUCUAAGGACACCAUUUUGUUACGUUUAUGGAAAUAUCUUGAGGUUUCCUGCAGACACCCUGUGAAACAGAAAUCUGAAGAAUGGUUUUAUAGGCACUGCCAGACAUGCAAGUGUUGCAUUAUCUGUCUAUAUAUAAAUAUAUAUCGAAUGUCCUCCAUCGCUGAAUAUGCCUUUGUGUUGAAAACAGCAGAUUAGCACAGUGUUUACAUUCGAUCCCCACAGAAGCACAGCUUGAUACUUUCAGCAUCUUGAACCAUUGAUUAGAUUAGCCUGUUCUUGAUUUUGUGACUUUCGUAUGCAUUACUGAAUUGUUGAGCAAUGGCGGUUAUGGGCCA